AUGGGUGCCGAUGAUGAAUACUUUCGGCGCAUGUUCACGAGAAUUGACAAUUUUGUGGGCGAGUACGACUUUUUGGAUUUAAACUACCCCUGCAACAUCAGGUUCAAGGGCCAUAACUUCCCGUCUGUGGCUCACGUAAUUUACCUUUUGCGAUAUGUUCAUAAAAUCGAUGGAGUUGAAUAUCACUUUACUCUUCAUGGUGGAUUACAAGAGACAUUUGUAAAUAGCAUAACAGCUUUGAAGAGCGAGGAUUUAAAUAAAGAUCUAGAGCCAAACCCUGAAUGGGAAAGCUGGAGAUAUGAAUGUUUGGAUAAAAUUCUUCGUGAUAAAUUCAAGAGAAAUGUAGAAUUGCGAGAAAAAUUACGCAAAACUGGUGAUAGAGAUAUUCUUUAUAUAUUGCAUGACCUUUAUUUGGGUUCAGAUGGAAAAAAUGGACAGAACAUUUUGGGAAGGAUCACGGAAGGAAUAAGAGCAGAUAUUGAACAGUUCAAAGAUCACGUGGUAUGGUUAUCUGUCUGCAAUAACCUAUGCAGCGAACCGUUUUCCAUUGAGAUUGAGCAAGAUGAUGAUAGAUUUGAUCUAACGGGCUCCAAUUGUUAUGAUAUUGGAAGGCUUCCUAGUUGUCAUAUAAAGCCUCUAAAUACAUCAAUAAGCAGAAUUCACGCAUCCGUAUUUGUAGACAAGGGUGCAAACAUAUAUAUUGUUAAUUACAACGCUUUAACUGGUCUUAAACUCAAUAAUCGCACCCUCGAAGCUCAUACACCAAAAAGGCUCCACAAUGGUGAUGAGUUCACCUUGGGAACUUCUAGUAGGAUAUACAAGGUUUAUAUUGACAGAGAUCACACAAGAAACUACCUUGAAAGGGUUGAAGAUAGAAGGAAGGAAAAUGUUAAAAAGGCGUCACUCAAAGCCAAGAAUUUGGAGAACGAGCUCAAGACAUUUCUCGAAGGAUCCUUGGAGGUCAUGGUAUCAAAUGUAUCAUAUAAGACGAAAAGGGCGGAGUUGUAUGACUUCUUUGGCGUCUGUGGGGAAAUAGACUCUAUCAAAAUACCGCAAAGAGGAAGAUCAGAAGAAGGAGAUGAUGCAUGUGCAUCCCGUGGUAUCGCUUUUAUAAAAUUUAAGACUAGAAAGGCAGCAGAAGCUGCACUUGAAAAGGAUGGAACAUCUUUAAACUAUAGAAAGAUCCAAGUAAAGUAUGCAACUCAAGACUCAUGGGAAGCUACUUUUGUUCGCUCCAGGGAACGCAGGAGCAGAAGCAGAGAAUAUCGUAGAAGUAGAAGCACAGAUCGCAAAAGAUACAGACGCUAA
Molecule: messenger RNA, 1308 nt
Organism: Theileria equi strain WA
Lineage: Eukaryota; Apicomplexa; Aconoidasida; Piroplasmida; Theileriidae
Exons: 6
Coding region: 1-1308 (435 amino acids)
Molecular function (GO): RNA binding; protein binding
Source: RefSeq, a predicted model, not a curated record